Molecule: messenger RNA, 1533 nt
Organism: Paecilomyces variotii
Lineage: Eukaryota; Fungi; Ascomycota; Eurotiomycetes; Eurotiales; Thermoascaceae
Product: putative calcineurin binding protein
Exons: 1
Coding region: 258-1121 (287 amino acids)
Biological process (GO): calcium-mediated signaling
Cellular component (GO): cytoplasm; nucleus
Molecular function (GO): nucleic acid binding; calcium-dependent protein serine/threonine phosphatase regulator activity
Source: RefSeq, a predicted model, not a curated record
GCUUCGAACGAAUAAUUACUUAAGUCCCUCUCGACUCCCUCUUCACUCUUCCAUCACUCCAGCAAAGCAUCCAGAAGAACGGAAAACAACGAGACAUCAAGACAUCAAGACAUCUCGGCCGUAUCAUUCCCGCUCCCGAUCGCUUAUCUGCCCGCGAUCACCGCUCGCCGAUCUGGAAACUCUUUCGACCAGAUUCCUCCCGUCGCGUUGCUGCUCUAUCACCGCAUCACGAUAAUACAAUAUACAGCACCUUCAUAAUGGCCGAAGUGACUGCAUCUCCUCCUCGAUCCCUGCCUGGAUCGCCCACGUCCUUCUCCGCGCAUCGUUCGUCGCAUUCGUCGUCGCCACGGCCCUCGCUAUCUAUCGAUCUCUCCAGUCUGCCUGCCCUCUCUCAACCGUCACCACCAUCGAACACCCUCUUGAUCACCGAUUUGCGGGAUCUCUAUCUCUUCCAGCCCUCAUCGCUGGAUUCCAUCCGCUCUCAGAUCACCCAAGUCGCGCCCCUCAACUCCUUCUCUCCGCUGCCAUCUAUGAGGCGAAUAGUAUGCUCCUUCCUCUCAACAGACGAUGCGAUUAAGAUCCGCCAGCUGCUGGACGGCGAGGCGCUCUUGGGACGACACGUGCGUGCGCGAAUCUACUUUGGAGAACCCACUCCCAUUUUGAGUGCGGAGGAGGCACGGAGAAAGAAGCUGCUGGAGGCGCCGCAGUCUCAGAAGCUCUUCUUCAUCAGCCCGCCCCCCAGCCCCCCUCACGGCUGGACGAUGCGCUAUGAGGACCCGCCCAACAAGGAAGUUCAUGCCACCGAUCUGGCAGAGGCGCUUGCAAAGUUGAAGACCGCGCAGGAGCCGAAGGAGACCAUCGAGCCGGAGCCGGAGACGCCAGUAUCAUUGGCCUCCGACAAGAGGACAAAUAGCUGGCCUGCAUCAUUCUCAGGCACGCGCAGCAGAAGCAGCACGAUCAUCUACGACCCAGAAGCUCAUGGCAGCAACCCACAGCUGCCUGCUGUCAUGGUCGAGGACACCACCGAUCUUGAAGAUAUCGAAAUGGACAUGGGCCCAAUUGAUGCACCCAAGAAGAUCAUGGCUCAUACCGCGCGUCCGCCCGUGGAACUGAUGGAGUAAGACAUGACAUUGUUUCAGUCUUGUUCACAACCUACUUUUAUUCAGUUCUUCUAUUCGUGAUUCCCUCUCUCGCCGGCGUUUUCGAGCGUUUUCGGUCUCUGCAUUGCAUAGUGCCGUUGUUAUUCGUCAUACAGAUGAGUUUCGACCUCGUUCAGCAUGAUGCCUUAUAGUUGGUUCAGCAGUACAAAGCAGCGUUGGCACUGCAUCCGGAUGGCGUUGGUGGUCCUGGUUGUGAUUUUUUUUUUCUUUUUUCCUCUUCUAAUACGCAAGUUGCUUACCUUAUAUGGUAAGGGAUGGUCACGCCUAGUUUAUGUUUGACUUUAUGUAUAUACGUGCAUUCCUCAAGUGGCACAUAUACGCUGAAUGCAUACCCAUGAAAAUAGUAAUCAUUUUCUUCAAGUUUUCAGUCUUG